Molecule: messenger RNA, 4711 nt
Organism: Bactrocera oleae (olive fruit fly)
Lineage: Eukaryota; Metazoa; Arthropoda; Insecta; Diptera; Tephritidae
Source: RefSeq, a predicted model, not a curated record
AAAAAAAAAUUAAUUUAAUUAAAAUUAAAAUGCACAAUUCUUAGUUUUCGGUGAAAUUUACUGCUCUAAAAAAAUUGGCUCUAGCUUCUCUCUGGCGUAUAUUACAGCAAAUUGAUUUCAAGUACUUUCCGAAGAAAUUUUUAAGGGCACGAUUAUGACUCACAACGGGUACCGCUUAUAAGAAGUAAGAGCAUCAAUUUACACGAUCUUAUUACCCAUUACGAAUCAGUAGCGCUCUUCAUGCCCUUUCUCUUCAUAAAUACUAACUCGCUUUGCACGAAAUGGUAAACCCUAUAAAAAUUAUCCGAGACAUCAACUACACCAGGAAUAUCAAUAGUCAACAGUGCAUUUCAACAAUUCAACAAUUUGCGAUUUGAAACCGGAUUCGAGUUGUGAUCAGCUAGUUACCUGUUUUAAACAACUGAUCACCGAACAGCUGUUUGCUUGGUCAGCGCUCUCUCGCCGGUAGAGUGCUUGUCAAUGCAGAGAGCGCUUAGGAAAGGUGUAUACAUAUACUCAGCCAACAACAACUCGUAUACAAAAUGUUUUUUUUUUUUGUUUUCAGCUAAGCACAGCACGACUUUUAAGUUAGGCUUGUAGUUUGUUCUGUGCCGCUCACCUUUUGCCACGAAUUCUGUGUGUCAGCGCGUGUGUUGAAGAGCAUGAAAAUGCAUUAGCAAACACGGGACUAACGCAAAGAAUUCGCAUUAACAGUGCAAAUACGAAACUGUAUACAUACUCAUAUAAAUUAGUUAGACUUGGAUUUCGAGACAAGCUAAUGCUAAGUCAGAUGGCUAAACAAUUGGCGGCGCAGUGGCAGGAAUAAGCGAAGUUUGUGAACGUCACAUGAAAACAGGGACGGCAAGCGAAUGCAGAGACGCAGAUUUAAUUGUAUCUAGAAGAUACAUUCGUCAUGGCGAUUACUCGUGUAUUGUGAAAAAGCGCUUAAAAAACAACAGUUAACAAAGCCACAACGCGUUACAAACGGCGUACAACAGCAAGCCGCGCAGCAAAAGCAAAUAAAGUCGAGAGUGCGAGUAAGUUAUUGUGAGCGCUACGCUGGCUACGCUGUCUUGCAGUAGGUUGAGUGUUGCGCCAAAGAAAACACGAAAACGUAGAAUGAAAAGUUCAAGAAACAGUGCAGAUCAGCUCAGUUGGCCAAAGUUGGUUGGGUUAGUACACCAGUGCGGUCGGUGUCGUGCGUUCAGUGGUUCGUCGGUUGGCGUUUAAAAAAUUAUUGCUUACUGCCACUUGAGCUCAGUUGGAUUGCGUUGCAAGUGCAAAGACUUUGUGUAACGCAGAAGAUAGAGCAAAAAAUACAAUAGAAAAAAAGUAAAAAAAAAAAAUACAAAAAGUUAAUAAAUUACUAAGUAGGUGAGCAAUAUCAAAAAAAAAAAAAAAAUUAAUGAAAAGCGUGUGGCCCUUUUUCGCAGCAACUUUCGUGAAAUGUAAUACCAACAACACCAACCAUCGAAAACCUUAAUAAAAAAGUGGCUGAAGUGAAUUGCAAAAGCGGUCGCGGCAGCAACAACACCACAAAGCACAGUGGUGUGGCAGCCAACGAAGGGAAGCGUAGUGCAGUGAAGGGAAGCGUAGUGCAGAAAAGUGCAACGCAAGUGAAUGUACGCAGCCGUCUUGCGUCGCCAGCCGGUCGAGUGCAGCGCGUACUUUACGAUUAUUAGCAUUGCGCUUUUUGCCAAGUAGCAAUUGAUUAUUGCUUUUUUUUUUUUUUUUUUUUCUGUUUUUUGCUGUGGUUUGCGGUUUUCAUUAGCGAAGACGCGGUUCGAUUGUCGAUAAACGGCGCUGCCUGCGAUAAGCGCGUAAAUUGAAAUAAACAAACAGCAACAAAUAACGUGCGGCGAGCGACGAGUGGUGAGCGACGAAGACGUUGCCAAAAAACGCAUAAAAAUCUGCAAUGAAAGGCUUUUAGCUUUUAGCAUUUAGCAUUUAGCUUUCGGCUUUCGAACAAUAACGCUGAGAGUUUGCGUGAAUCAACACUUAAAACGGCAGACGAACAGCCAAACAAAGGAGAUUUGAAUAUUAAUGACAACUUUCUAACUUUUCGUACUUUGUUGGCUCGUAAAGUUGUAGUUGCAGUGCGCGUGUCGGAAUUUUCGUCACCUGUACGCUUGAGACGAGGAAUUGCAGCAACAAACUGGGUCACUGAUUGUUGGUUUCGGUAAACUCGAGGCUCAGAAUUCACUUGGGAAGCCUAGACGUUUAAAGUGAGCUUUGCCAACAACCGUUGCUCGCAUAUGCAGAAUUGUGAACUUGUGAAACACAAUUAGGACGAUAACAACAGUACAACGGAUGCGAAGCGACGAUAGCAACACGAUUACACACGGAUAGUACAAAAGUACGGAAGAUAGACCGCAAACAGUGACCACGGAUGGUACAUAGCAGUUGGAAGUGGGCAUCGAGAGGCACAGGGAAGAUACGAGAGUAGCCGCGAGAGCAGCAGAGUACGCAGUAGGCUACGCAUACGGUAGCGGAAGCGUACGCAACGUAAUAAACGCAUUGCCAAAAACAUGUUGGCAGCAGCAGCAACAACAACAUUGACAGCAACAAAAACACCAACCGCUGCGAUGACAACAUUGACAACGAACGGCUCAACAAUGCCGACCACGAGCAUGCUGAUGACAACAACAACCAUAACAACAAUGAGCGAUAAAGCACGAAGAGUUACUAAACAAACGGCACACGCCGCAACAACGGUAACAACAGCGGCUGGGACAACAACAGCAACUGGCACCAGAUCAGCCAUAACAGCAGCAACAACAACAACUACAAUUACCUCAGAUCCAGGCAUUUUAUGCUUUCAUCAUUGCAAUGUAAAAGUUUUCUGCUUCCACUUGCCACAUCGUUGCCCCAAAUGCAAACAAGUAUUAGACACCGGUGUCGAUGUGGACGGCAAGAAUGAUGAGGCCGCUGAAGCUGACGACGGCGAAAACGUUGUACGUGGUAAUGAAUUGGUUAGUAAUGGCUGCAAUGGUGAACGUACACGUGCCGGUAACGUUGUUGGUGUUGGUGUUGUUGGCUCUACGCGUUUGUUGCCUUUUCGCUUGCCCUAUCCGUUUAUACGUGCCUCGCAAUAUCCUUGCGCGAUUGUUUUACGUCCGACCACAGGCGAUUUUCUCAACGACUACAACAACUCAACCGAUUUGCAUAUUGCCGUGACGACCUCAACGGGUUGUGUUGUGGAAUUCGAUCGGUAUGGCUUGCGGCGCCACCGGCCCGAUAAUACACGCAUGUCCGAUUGGUGGCAAUGUCUGCUGGUUGGCGAUGUCCCCGAACCAUGGUAUGACUAUUGGGAUGAUAUAUUGCAGCAGAUUUGCAAUCAGCCGAAUCGCUGGACCGUCUCCCAUUACCAGGAGGAUAGCCACAAUUGUUAUACAUUCGUAUUGGCAUUCCUGCAGGCGCUCGCCUAUGACAAGCUCAGCGCUGCCGCACGCUCCAAAACCAGUUUCUGUGAGAAAUAUAUAGUUCCUAGAACCACAACGGCCGGCAAGUAUAUAUCCUUGUAUCGCAAGUUGCGUGAUACGGGCAUUUAUGUGCAUCCACAUCCUCAUCAACACUAUCAACACCAAAGGCAUUUGCUGCUUAACGGCAAACAACAGCAACACCAUCACACCUAUAACCAGCAGCAGCUACAAGUGAAGCCGUCACGUGGCAAGUCGAGAAACAAUGGACACUUGAAUGGUCAUGUGGGUGCCGCAUCCGUUCUGCUGGCCAACGGCGGCAAGGCAACCAGUAUCAUUUUGCGUGCGCCCAAUCUUUGCACCAUCGAAGAGUGAAGCAAACCAUCGCCUCACCAUUUGCAUUAGUUCUUUGGUACCGGUUCCUCACCCAAUCACUCAAUCAUUCAUUUAGAGCAUUCCAUUAAUUUGCAUAUGUACUUAGUAACAUAGGUUCUUGGCAGCAAUGUGUUAGGCAAUUAUGUAAUUGAAUAUGCGGUGAUGGCGUGCUUUAGGCACCACUACAACAACACUGCCGAUACAACAAGUUCAUGUUUAGCGGUAAUACCCUGCUGGGGAAAUAUACUUGUUUAUAACUGGUCUUUUACUAGUGCUUUUUGCACCAUAUACGUUCAUGUUUCAAAGUCUUAACGAUGUCGCUGCUGUUUGAGUGGUUCCGAACUAGUACGAUGUUUUCAAAAACGCGCCAGUUUUCGGUUAGAAACUAAAUUUACCACUGUAAGGCCACUAAAAAAAAAGCAAGCUCAAAAAAUUUUAAAGCAAGUGAUGAUAUCUAGCUCAUAGACUCAAGUGCAGAUAAUUUGAAUAUUUUUGAGCUACCACGUGCAGUUGGGUUCUGUACCACCAACUUGUCUGACUGCUGACCAGCUGUCGUUUACUUACUGGGUAAUUACCAUUACACAUGCAGCUGCAUAUUCGUUAAUACUCUGUCAAUGUGAGCGGCACUUCCUGCCAGCCUCCAGCUUCUAACCAAUGUUCCUCAAUAUUGCAUCCUUUGUUCGGACCUUUCUUUGCAACACAUACACUUCCUUUUACUAGUUUUUAUUGUUUACUUCAUUGCUGCAGAUUUUUAAGGUGUAUUUUUGUUUUCCUACACUGUGUUUCUAUUCUUCAACUUUGGUCUCUUUUGUCUUAAACUUUUAAGUUAAAAUAAGAAAAUAGUUCAUUUUUAUGCGAUAAAAUUGCCUUUUGUGAAUUAAAAGUCAAUAAAAUAUAAUAAUUUAGUUAAUUAAAAA